AAGAUAGUCCAAUAAUCAAUUUUCAUUCCAGCAGCUUAUGUUUUAGAAAAUAAUUAAGAUAUUUUUACGAAUCUAGGCAGUGUUUUUAUUAAAAAGGAAAUGGUAUCCAUCUGAUUUUUCACAAUGGUGUCCUUGAAUUUUUUUUUAUUUUUUUUUUAAUAUUAUAUUUUAAUAUUUAAUUUUAAUAAAGUUUAGUUAAAUGCAAAAGUGCAUAAUUUGUUAAAUAAUUUAUAAAUAUAGAACCUAAAGAUGGAUUGGAUUAUUUCUGAUGAGUUGGGGUUGACCGUCGGGCACAUAGUAGGAUGGGGAGCAGCUGGAGCCAUGAUUAUCGGUGGCGUAGCACCAUACAUUCCACAGUAUCGUCAAAUCAAAAGGACACAGGAUGCUGAAGGGUUUUCCCUUUAUGUUUGCUUAACUCUUCUAAUAGCUAACACACUUCGUAUAUUAUUCUGGUUUGGCAAACGUUAUGAGUUGCCGCUCCUGAUUCAAAGUAUUGUCAUGAACAUUACUAUGUUUGUAAUGAUCCACAUUUGUGUCACUGUUCGCAAAAAGAGCCAAAUCAUAAGAGCAAGGGAGCGAAUAUUUACAGGUGCAAUAUUCAUGUUAUAUAUCCUAUUGUGUUGUGUGAACGGCUCAGACCAGCCAGAUGAAACUGCACGCUGGCUGGAGCAACACAGCGGACCACCCAGCGGGGAAAAGCCCCAUCGGUUUUAUGAUAUGGAUAGGAAAUAUUUCUGGGCAUGGACAGAUUUCCAAAGCUACGUGGACUGCAUGCUCGUGUUUUCCGUGAUCGGGGCCGCCGUCACGUACCUGCUGAUCGAGUUUGGGCCCUUCGUGGAACUUAUUGGGUUCAUGGCCGUGUUCACGGAGGCCAUGCUCGGGGCGCCGCAGAUCGCCAAGAACCAUCAGAACAAGAGCACUGAGGGGAUGAGCCUGAGCAUGGUGAUAAUGUGGACCUGCGGCGACGUAUUCAAGACUGCUUACUUUGUAAUGAGGGAGGCGCCCUCGCAAUUCUGGGUGUGCGGCUCACUGCAAGUUGCGUUAGACGUCGUCAUACUCUUCCAAUACUUUGUUUUCCAGGUGUGGGUAUACCGGCGCGACACGGCGGCGGCGCGGCGCGCGCGGCGCGGCGACUAGCAGUGGACCGAGACCGCCUUAUAGCGCCGCAACCAGAGCGCACGCUACCCGUACCCGCGCUACCGCCUCCUAGAAACAGUCUUAUGAUAACUACACAGAUUUAAAUAAUUGUGUUUUUUUAUGUGAUGUGACGCAUCGAAAAUGAAGUGAAUUUGGAAGAAAAUAAACAGCUGAAUAUGAAAUAUGCUGUCAACGGUUUUGGAACGAAUGUAGCAACUUUUAGUAAGUAAAUACGACAUCUCUUAUAUUUUAAAGUCAGAUAACACUGUGGAGAAAAUGGUUUUCACUUCACAAACCCUGAAAUUAGUCACGUAUUCGCUUAAUGAGGUGACUCCAGGCUGUGCGUUAUAUACUUAUACUCGACAAUUCCAAGAGACGUCAUUGCAUAGAACACGCCGACGCGUGAACGCGUUUUUGAUGCGGCGUCAAUAUUUCCCAUCGUACGGAGCGCGUUUACAAAUGGUUGCGCGAUUUCCAUACAACGACGAACGGUUUUUAAAGCCUUGAUCGUGCAACACCGAUAAUACAGCAUCGUUUAUAGUAUACAUAGUUAUUAAUUACGUCUUGCUCCGCGUGUAUACAUGCUGGCAUGCGAGUGGCGAGCCUAAUUACGAAGUCAAUGAAGAGUACGGCAUUUCCUCUUCGUUUAUACCUACACUCUACCUAUACUAGCAUUUGCUAUAGGUAUUGUACCUACUUACGCCUCGUCAUUCGUCUCGCCAAUCGAACGAGUGUGUAAACGCGGUAUUAGAAUAACAAAUGACAAAAUGUGCCAAUAUUUUAUUUUUUAUUACAAUUGACUUCACAAUUUUCGAAAUAGGCGACUUUUAUCGAAUGUCGAAGGUGCUAUAGGCUCGUGCCUCCUUAGUGACGUGAUCAAUGAGGAUAUGAUGGAAGCUGAAUGCAGUUAAUAACUUAAAGCUCGAAGUAGAUGGCGCCUUUGAUUCAGUGUUUUAUUGACUGAUGGUAACCAGGGUUUCAACAAAAAAAAAACGUAAAUUUGCACCACUUCGCGUCUCCGUUCUUAAAAAAAGCGGCAGAAUGGACAGAGUCCGUCGAAGCUUUGCACUACUUGAACAGAAGAAAUUCAGGGAGUGUCAUUAUUAACGACAUAUUUUCAUAGAAAUUUUGAUGACAACAUCACACUUUGUCAUUCAUGAUGACAAUACCACACUUUGUCAUUGCAAAUGCCAUGCAAAGUUAGCUCAGUCCGACACUAAACCAUUUACCAACCUGUCAUCCAGUCAAUGAAAACCUUUCCCCCUCAGCGCCCUCUGUAAUCACCAAUGGGCAUGUCAGUGUCACUAUUGCCACUGGUAAAGAGGUACGAAAAAGAAAGAAGAUAGAGGUAUAAUACAGUGGUAGGAGACCAAAUUAGAAAAUUGUUUGUUGCUUCCGUUAUUAUAAGGGUGCAAUAUACUAGUCGUACGUUCCUUUAGGCGGCUUUUCCACCAAGCUAAGCUACUUUUACAUACAAGUUACCCAUAGGUUCGAAAUUUAGCUAGAUGGAUUUGUACCAAAACGUAGCGCAGGUUAGCUCUGGUGGCAAACGAACCUUAUUUUCAAGGACGAUAUUGUAUGCUUACUAUUAGCUAUUAUUGCCUAUUAUACAUAAUUACGUAACUAAGUAUGUUUAUUUGUACAUAAAUAAAAUGGUAGUGAUGUGUUAAUUAGAUAGAUAUUAGUUUGAAUUUAUUAAAAAUAGACCACAUAAAAAAGGCAAUUUAUUGCAACGUUGCGUGGUUUUCCAUCAUACAAGAUGCCGCACUAUAAUUCUAUUUAUACUUUGUAGCGGUAUAAAAUCAACUUAGAAAGCUGUGUUAUAAUUUUACCAAAGCAUUUAUUUAAGCCCGUCAAAUCAGUUACCGACAUGAUUUUGCUGUCUGAUUUUAAUAAUUGUAAUUUAUGUACCAGAGCGUAGUAUGGUUAGGUACGUAAGUAUUAUUUGUGAUAUGUACAAUACGCGCAUAGGUAAGCAAUCACCUAUACGUACAAAUGAACUCGUGUUCAAAAGUAUUUUUAUUCGAGUAAUAUUUGGAGCACAUUUUAUUACACUGAUGGAUCCCGAUAUAUAAUGCCUAUCUAGGGCCUGUUUAAAAACAAUCGGCCAAGUGCGAGUCGGACUCGCGCACUGAGGGUUCCGUACUUUUUAGUAUUUGUUGUUAUAGCGGCAACAGAAAUACAUCAUCUGUAAAAAUUUCAACUGUCUAGCUAUCACGGUUUAUGAGAUACAGCCUGGUGACAGACAGACGGACAGCGGAGUCUUAGUAAUAGGGUCCCGUUUUUACCCUUUGGGUACGGAACCCUAAAAAAGCUACGAGUUGCAAUGGGGUUGGCCGGUUGAUGUAUUUCACAGAUGGCGCCAGCAUAGGUUUUACCCAUCAAUUCUGCUAAUAGUGUCAUAUUCUUGUUUGUUUUUGCUAUUUUAUAUUCUAUAUAUAGUGCUGGCUCUUUAAGUCAAAUGCCAUAGACAGGUAAAACCUAUGCUGGCGCUAUCUAUAAUGGCUCCUUUACACGAUGGCCCAGCGCUGGACCAGCGAGAUGGCCAUGCGAUGGUUGAGAGCACGCACUAUGGAGUAGGCCACGUGUAGAUGCGUACGCACCAUCGCUGGCCCACUACCUUUGAUGUGCGGACGAAAAACCGACACCGUGGCCAUCCCAUCGCCAUCCCGCCGCGCCAUAAGCCAUCCGACACCACAACACCACAACCCUCUCUACACGAUGGCCCAUCUAAGUGGGCCAGUAUGUAAACCAUUGACAGUUGCCAACCCCAUUUAGAUCAAUAAAAGACCACUGCUGCUAGUUCAGACUUCUCGUUUAUCGAUUGUCAGUUCAAACUUGUAGCUAUACUUAGUCAGGUCAUAAGUUUUUUCACAAAGGUUUUAACUGAUAAAAUUGAAUUACGAAGCCUUUAAUAAAAAAAGUUAGCGAUCUAUGAUUUGAAAGCUUGUUUUAUACUGAUCAAAACGUCAGAUAAUUCGUUUAAAAGGGUCUAGCAGGCUAAGCGAACAAGAAGUGCCCCCAACGACGCAUUUGGUCAUUCUUUCAGGUGGUGUACUGGCAGGAACUAAGAACACUCUACGCUUAAUAUCAGUCCUCGAUCUGCUUUUGUUUUCGAGUUUCGAGUUAUUCAGGAUAAUGUAAAAUAAUCAGCGUAUCAUUGAGUGUCAUAUUUUGUAAACUGUUCAAGUUAGAUGAACCAAACAAAAUUAUAUUUGACUAUAAUAAAAUAGACGACAAAAUGCAUAUUUUUAACUUGCAUCAUAUCCUUAUACUUCAUUAUAAAAAAAUAAAUAAAAAAAAAAUUCUUUUAUUUUUUUUUACUUUUCGCGGAGGGUACACCUACAAAAAAAUAUGCAUGAGUAGCCACUAAUACCCACUACAUACACAUAUAAAAACAUUUGCAUAAAUCUUCGUGCGUCAUGUCAAAAAAAUAACAUUUCGAACAAGUAGUUACUAGCAUAUAUAAAUAAAGUACCAGUGCAGUGUUAAGAUAAGUUAGUAUGUAGGUAUACAAUCUCUUCGAAUAAACCUAUUUAUAAUGCAUCGACGAUGACAUGUCAACAUUGAUAACAUUUGACAAAUAAUAUUAUCUGCAUAUGUUUUUCCAUUGAAAUCAGCCUCUUGCCCAGUUUUUAGGCAUCUUUUCUUCCCAUCCAUAUUUUUUAAUGUUUUUUUCACAAGACUGACACUUAAUGUUAUCCAUUUUCCAACACAAAAUGCAAUGCAUGUGUCAAAUAUUAUCAAUGUUGACAAGUCAUCGUCGAUGCAUUAUAAAUAGGUUUAUUAGGAGAGAUUGUAUAUCUACCUACACACUAACUUAUCUUAACACUGCACUGGUACUUUAUUUAUAUAUGCUAGUAACUAUACUUGUUCGAUAAUGUUUUUUUGACAUGACGCACGAAGAUUUAUGCAAAUAUUUUUAUAUGUGUAUGUAGUGGGUAUUGGUGGCUCAUGCAUUUUUUUUGUAGGUGUACCCUCCGCGAAAAGGAAAAAAAAAAUUAAAAGAUUUUUUUUAUUUUUUAUAAUGAAGUAUAAGGACAUGAUGCAAGUUAAACAUAUGCAUUUUGUAGUCUAUUUUAUUAUAGUCAAAUAUAAUUUUGUUUGGUUCAUCUAACUUGAACAGUUUACAAAGUGUGACACUUUCAAUGAUACGCUGAUUAUUUUACAUUAUCCUGAAUAACUCGAAAACAAAAGAAGAUCGAGGACUGAUAUUAAGCGUAGAGUGUUCUUAGUUCCUGCCAGUACACCACCUGAAAGAAUGUCCAAAUCCGUCGUUGGGGGCACUUCUUGUUCGCUUAGCCUGCUAGACCCUUUAGAUCGCGACUUUAUUUAAUACUUGUUUACUUUGGGAUUGUCGUUAGACGCGAAUACGCGGCUUGAUUGUGAAAAAUUAUACUUUACAAAAGGGAGUAAAAUUCAGUGUCACAUUAAUAAGAUACAAUUGUUUAUUUGUAUGAACUUACUUUAUUAAAACGUUAUUUUAUCCCCAGCAUUUAGUUCUCCGACGAGUCUGUAGGUACUUUAGCAAAUACCCUUCAAACUUAUGGUACUUUUCAGUAAGACGCAUAUUUUUGACGGGCAUCCAUCGAGUAGGUUUAUGGUAAAACAUGUACAGUUGCAGUUUUGGCAGUCCAUUACACAUGAAUUAUAUAUUUUAAGAAAAUUAAAAGAUCCAGCUUUUGUUUUAUCUAAGAUUCAACCAUGUAAAAUAAAAAAUAAAAAAAAUUGUGAUCAAAAUCGCCUUGAACAGGUCGCGUCUUUUUUGCACGUUGUUUUAUCACUUCUUUUUUUAAUAUUACAUAGAAUAAUGCAAAACUGAGAAAUCAAAUUACGUUAAAUUAUAUUGUAAGUAAUUCAGUAUUAAAAAAAUUAAAUAAGCUUUCAACCCAUGUAUAUGAAUAAUAUAAUAAGGGUACUGUACCUAUAACUUUUUAUCAGUAAACAUCUUUGUGCCAGAACUUAUGACCCGACUAAGUAUUAAAUGGGUAUCAGUAGGUAACAACAACUUGGUCAUUGCGCUGGUAGUUCAUUAUUACUUUCUUGUAACUUGAAGUCAUUAAGGCUUAGAUGGUACGGUCACAUAAUGAGACGACAUGAUAGUUUCCCAGUUAAAUCCGUCCUAAAUAUCUCCAAUACCAAGCGGGAUAUGAAAAUCCAGAACCUAACCCCUAUGACAACCCCUAUGACCCCAGAUAAAACUGGGACUAAGGGGAGGGAGGAAUAUCAGUCGAUAGUCAGAUAUUUGUCUGAAACUUAUUUAGAUGUUUCAAUAAUACAUAGAAUUGAAGCAAACUCCACCCUUGAUAAAAAAAAUGCUCGAAUUGAUCCCUUACGAAAUACUUUUAUUUAAUCACGAUUGAUUAUAGGAAUUGACUGGAUACCUAUUUGUGGCAUAAGUAGUUAGCUGUGUGUGUUACCUGUAGUAGAAAAGUACAACUAUGUAUUUCCUUUGUGAAAGCUUCCAAAUAAUGUUGUAGUUAAAUCCAAUUUUAAGUAUCCUAUUAUAUUUAGUGACAUAAGUAGUCUUCUUUUCAAAGUCUUCCUGAAAGACCUCAUGUAUUAUUUGCAGUAAAGUAAAUUACAAUGUACCUACGAGUAUGUUAGCAUUCCGUGCUUAAUAUCUACUAUUUAAGGAUUUGGAUGUAUUCGGGUAAUUACGAAAAGUUUAUAAUGUCGGGUAAUUCCAAAAAUGGAUUAUUCCAUAAUGGAAUUAUGGAUGAUUUUCAGAAUAAGCUGACAUUCUGAAGUAGGUAUAUAGUCGGAAUUACCCAUAUACACCUGAUAUGUUUUUGUACGAUAUGAGGUAAUGUUUCCGAAAUGACCACCAAUUGAUCAGAAAACAACAUGAGAGAUAUUAUUUAUUAUAUAGUAUGUAAAGAAACAUAUCAUAUUUAUAUGUAGUAUCAUAAGUGUCAAUUAAGGAAUUAAUUGUAUAGCGACGUAAUCGUAUGUUGUGAUUUUUAUGAGUUAUCAUUUCUUAUAUGCAAUAAAACUAUAUGAUUUGUUAAA
This is a messenger RNA of Cydia strobilella, 7149 nucleotides long. Its product is annotated as solute carrier family 66 member 2. NCBI's taxonomy places the organism in Eukaryota, Metazoa, Arthropoda, Insecta, Lepidoptera, Tortricidae. Gene Ontology annotation, biological process: retrograde transport, endosome to Golgi; phospholipid translocation. The record is from RefSeq and is a predicted model, not a curated record. Gene Ontology annotation, cellular component: endosome; trans-Golgi network. The transcript is spliced from 6 exons. Bases 250 to 1137 code for a protein of 295 amino acids.